Molecule: messenger RNA, 2382 nt
Organism: Kuraishia capsulata CBS 1993
Lineage: Eukaryota; Fungi; Ascomycota; Pichiomycetes; Pichiales; Pichiaceae
Exons: 1
Coding region: 1-2382 (793 amino acids)
Biological process (GO): protein phosphorylation; intracellular signal transduction
Molecular function (GO): protein serine/threonine kinase activity; ATP binding
Source: RefSeq, a predicted model, not a curated record
AUGGAACCCACAACCAGAUCACAGCCGGUUUCGUCGCUGACCAGACUGAUCAACCAGCAGAAGAAAGAGAGUCAUGCUCCUGGCCUUGUGAUCGAUACAGGAACAGCGCCGGCAGCACCAGCGGAAUAUCCCCCAAAUGGUACGAUCACCACCACAAUUUCAAUCGAAGGUGCUUCACCCGAUGAUGAGCAGUCCGCAUUUGGAUCAUCGACCAGUUUGUCGCAAACAGUGGAGAGUUACCGCCCCAUACAUUAUCAGCCAGUGUUGAACAGGCAAUCAUCUUCGCCUUUGUCUCCUUUUGCAAAGACAAGUUCCAGAUCCAAUUCUGUGGUCUCAUUGUCUUCUAGUAUACCUUACUCUGCUCCUGGAGGUCGUUCGCUUGUUCAGGGUACAAGCGGUAUCAACAGCGCUGGUUCAAAUGGGCUUAACCAGGCCUCCAUUCCAGUCUCGCAGCACAUGCCCAAUCUGCCUAAUGGAAAUGUCAUUUCCAGCAUCAACAUCUCAUCACCAACCGUGGCGAACGCAGGUACGAUAGAGCCUCGUUUCAUCAUAUCCAAGCAGAAAGUUGCUGCUACUCAGGCAUCGCAGUCUUCGUUCUCCGCUCUUCACCAGGGAGGCCAAGCCAAUAUCUCAAGAUCAAACUCGCAUUCGUCUUUGGGAGGUAUUUUCUCCAAAUCAAGAAGAGGAACAGUCACAGGAUUUGAUGGGGUUCCUAUUCCAUCAACAUCAGUGAUUUCCCAACCGAUCUCGGCAAGUCCAAACAGUCCUUCAUCUCACAGCUCUACCGAGAGUGCUUCGCAAUUCCAAUCACGCCCUUCGGUAACACCCAAUGCGCGCCAUUCGUCAAUGGCAGAUCUCCGCCGUUUUUUUCGUCGUUCUGUGAGUGGAGCAUCCCCAAGGACUGUUACUCAAAGCAAUUUAUCUGCGGGGAUAGUCAACAGUGCAAGGAACUCGCCGGCGAUGUCCCCCAUGCAAAGCAACUCGUCCAUACAUGCCUCGAGUGUUGUGAGUACACCAGGUGAAUCAGCAAGUGUUGUUGGUCAUGCAAACGGGUCUUUUAACAGCCGAACUGCUUCUGGACGUGGUGUUCCUCUGCCUUCACCCAGUCUUCCCAAGACAGGAACAAGCUUCUCUAAUGUGAAGGGCUAUGCUCCAUCCCCGGUAGCUACCUCCGGAUCCUUAUCGGCUUCGCAAAGCUCAUUGCCAUUCUCCAAGAGAUACGGUAAAUAUGGCGAGAACUUGGGUGCUGGUGCUGGUGGUACUGUGAGGCUGGUGAAGCGUGUGAGCGAUUUACAGAUCUUUGCCGUCAAAGAGUUUCGUCCAAAAUACACUCACGAGACCAAGCGUGAUUACACCAAGAAGAUCACCAGCGAAUAUUGUAUUGGUUCUACCUUGAGACACCCCAAUAUCAUCGAGACCGUGGAGAUCUGCUACGAGAAUGAUCGUAUUGUGCAGGUGAUGGAAUAUUGUGAUUUUGACCUGUUUGCAAUCGUCAUGAGUGGAAAGAUGUCGAUUUCAGAAACUAAUUGUUGUUUCAAGCAGAUUCUCAACGGAGUGUUAUAUCUUCACUCACUUGGUUUGGCCCAUCGUGAUCUCAAGUUGGAUAAUUGUGUGGUUUCCAAGGAUGGUAUAGUCAAGAUUAUCGACUUUGGAUCAGCAGUUGUGUUUUCAUAUCCAUUUUCUAGUACAUUGGUUGAAGCUCACGGAAUUGUUGGUUCAGACCCUUAUUUGGCUCCAGAAGUGUGUGUUUUCAGCAAAUACGACCCGCGUCCUGUUGACAUUUGGUCCGCGGCCAUUAUCUAUUGCUGUAUGAUGUUGAAAAAGUUCCCCUGGAAGGUACCAAAACUCACCGACCCCAGCUUCAAGAUGUUUGCAACCAGAGACGAGACUCUUGGUGAGAUAUUGAAAAGAACACCUUCCCCUCCUGCUUAUUCGGACUUCACUACUAAUGAACAGUCUGUUUCUCCGAGCACGAAAUCCCAUGCACUAAGAGAAUACGAGGACCUGAAGAAGGCUCUCCCAGAGGAAACUCCUGCAACUACUCCAGCCACCACCGGCACUACAGGCACGAAGGACUCCGGUGAAGAAGGAAAAGCUCACACUUCAGGGCUCAAGGGCGAGGAGCGACUUUUGAAUGCUCUGCCACAGGAAUGUCGCCCUCUGAUUGGGCGCAUGGUGGAGUUGGCACCAGCAUGCAGAAUUACCAUCGACGACUGUUUCAAGGAUUCCUGGCUCGAAAGUGUCCAAAUGUGUCACAUGAUUGACGACGGAGAGUUUGGUGACAAGUUGAUUCCAUCUACCGACCACGAACAUACCAUUGUUGAUCAAAGUGUUGCGCACAUUGCGUCUCUGGAAAAGAAUAAAAAUAAGAAGAAGCGCUGA